GUCCCCCGCCCUCUCAGUAGCGCGCCUUUACCUGCUUUCAAGCAGUGGGAGGCGGGGCGGGAGCGGGAGCGGGGUGCGCGCCGGUCCCUGGAGCAGCCACUGUCAGUCACCGCCGCUGCGCGCCAGCGAGGACGAGCCUCUGACUCAGGCGGCCUGGGCUUCACGACCCCGGAACGUAGUACCCGCGCCCCAGCGACCCCUAGCCCAGCGUUGGGUCCCAUCCGCCUGGAUCCCUGGCUCCUGGGCCCCUCUUGGCCUCCGAGUAACAGCUAGCACCGCUCUUGAACACCCCAUUGGGUUGCCAUGGGAAACCACUCUGGAAAGCGAGAAUUAUCUGCUGAGAAGGCCAGUAAGGAUGGUGAGAUUCACCGAGGAGAGGCUGAAAAGAAGGGAAGCGUGGGCAAGCUUUCUCAGACGGCCUCAGAGGACAGUGAUGUGUUUGGGGAGGCAGAUGCGAUCCAGAACAAUGGGACCUCGGCUGAGGACACAGCGGUGACAGACUCCAAGCACACAGCAGACCCAAAGAAUAACUGGCAAGGCGCCCACCCAGCUGACCCAGGGAACCGCCCCCACUUGAUCCGCCUCUUUUCCCGAGAUGCCCCGGGAAGGGAGGACAACACCUUCAAAGACAGGCCCUCAGAGUCCGACGAGCUUCAGACCAUCCAAGAAGACCCGACAGCAGCUUCCGAAGGCCUGGAUGUGAUGGCAUCACAGAAGAGACCCUCACAGCGAUCCAAGUACCUGGCCACAGCAAGUACCAUGGACCAUGCCAGGCAUGGCUUCCUUCCAAGGCACAGAGACACGGGCAUCCUUGACUCCAUCGGGCGCUUCUUUAGCGGUGACAGGGGUGCGCCCAAGCGGGGCUCUGGCAAGGUACCCUGGCUAAAGCAGAGCCGGAGCCCUCUGCCCUCUCAUGCCCGCAGCCGUCCUGGGCUGUGCCACAUGUACAAGGAUUCACACACAAGAACUACCCACUAUGGUUCCCUGCCCCAGAAGUCGCAGCACGGCCGGACCCAAGAUGAAAACCCAGUAGUCCAUUUCUUCAAGAACAUUGUGACACCUCGAACACCACCUCCAUCCCAAGGGAAGGGGAGAGGCCUGUCCCUCAGCAGAUUUAGCUGGGGGGCCGAGGGGCAGAAGCCAGGAUUUGGCUACGGAGGCAGAGCUUCCGACUAUAAAUCGGCUCACAAGGGAUUCAAGGGGGCCUACGACGCCCAGGGCACGCUUUCCAAAAUCUUUAAGCUGGGAGGAAAAGACAGCCGCUCUGGAUCUCCCAUGGCAAGACGCUGAGAGCCCUGCUGCUCAGCCUUCCCGAAUCCUGCCCUCGGCUUCUUAAUAUAACUGCCUUAAACUUUUAAUUCUACUUGCACCGAUUAGCUAGUUAGAGCAGACCCUCUCUUAAUCCCGUGGAGCCGUGAACGCGGUGGGGCCAGGCCCACGGCACCCCGACUGGUUAAAACUAUUCGUCCCUUUUCGUUUGAAUAUUGAGUUUCCUCGGGGUCUUCUCAGCCCUGACUUGUCCCCCGUGCACCUUGUUCGACUCCGGAGGUUCAGGUGCAUGGACACCCUUCCAAGUUCACCCCUACUCCAUCCCCAGACUUUCUUUUCACGGUGAGGCACACGCCUCCAGCUUCCGUGGGCACUGCGGAUAGACAGGCACACCGCCAAGGAGCCAGAGAGCAUGGCGCAGGGGACUGUGUGGUCCAGGCCCCCUUUGUUUUCUUCCCCCUAAAGAGCUUUGUUUUUCCUAACAGGAUCAGACAGUCUUGGAGUGGCUUAUACAACGGGGGCUUGUGGUAUGUGAGCACAGGUUGGGCAGCUGUGAGAGUCCAGAGUGGGGUGGCCCUGGGGACGCUUCCAGGCCAGCUGUUCCCUGCACCCCACCAGCUGAUUUCGAGCGUGGCAGAGGGAAGGAAAGGGGCGAGCGGGCUGGGCAAUGGCCCCAACAGGAAACAGGGACUUAGGGGAACACGCUGGAGAUGCCGUGUGUGGCCACCGAAUGUCACCAGCUCUCCUCAGUGGCUCCCCAGAGCAGGUGCUUUUAAGAACCCUGUUUCCUCUCAGAGCCCAGGGAGAGUCCAAGGUCAUGGCGCAUCUGAAAGUGGGACUGCAGGAGUUCUCUGGUGGCCUCGGGCUGUCCCUCUGGUCACUUCUCACAUUGGGGUGGUCAGCGGCAGCUCGCCAUGGCAGUGCCCAUUGGUACACACUAACCUCGGUGGAAAAAUAACCAUUCCCUGCCUCCUAGAAAGGACUCAUUCUUAGCUUUAGGGGCGUUCCUGUCACUGAAUCGAGUCGCUGCCCCAGAUGCAGGGCUGGCCUGGGCGACCCUCCAGGGAUGAGGAGCUGAGAACCCCAGUCUUCUAAUGUCCCUGGACACCUUCUUAUCCCUCUAACGUACUAUGUCUUUUGAUUUAGCAUGCCUUCUAUAGACCUUCCAAAGAGCCCCACACUGGCACCAUCGCCCUAAGAAGGCAGGUGAUGGCUGAUGUAGCCCAAUAUUGCAUCUUGUUAAUCUGUUCUAAUUCUGAGUAGAGUGUGGGUUUAAGAUAACACCUAUUAAUGUAUCGCCACAAUAACGUGAGGGUAAGAGAAAAAGCAGGGAAGAAAUUUCCAGAAACAAACCCUCCAGAUUGUCCCACGGGAGUGUCUGCCCUCCAGUGUGACUGAACGACCUUGCCCAUGGCUUCAUCCAGACAGCACAGCUGCAGUAUGGCUGGACAGAAGCACCUACUGUUCUUGAAUAUUGAAAUAAAAUAAUAAACUUGCAA
Messenger RNA from Mus pahari (shrew mouse), 2768 nucleotides. RefSeq names its product myelin basic protein (gene Mbp). NCBI's taxonomy places the organism in Eukaryota, Metazoa, Chordata, Mammalia, Rodentia, Muridae. Gene Ontology annotation, biological process: myelination. Gene Ontology annotation, molecular function: structural constituent of myelin sheath. The record is from RefSeq and is a predicted model, not a curated record. The coding region runs from base 304 to 1290 and encodes 328 amino acids. The transcript is spliced from 10 exons. Gene Ontology annotation, cellular component: neuronal cell body; cell periphery; compact myelin.